GUGAGAGGGUUUCAAAUUUUUUUUUUUUUUAAACCACCCCCCAUAAUAAAGUAUUAUUUCCUCAAUAAAGCUCCACCCUCUUUUGAUCGUCCAUAAAAGACCAUCGAAGAGCUUGUCAUGUUAUUCACCUCCUGACUGACCAAACAUGCAUCUGAACAUCUUCACCGUUCUCAUUUUCACUCUUUUUGCUGAAGGACACUCGCUCAAAUGUUAUCAGUGCAGAGGUCCGCUGGGUCAAUGUGUCAGUAAAGAGAUGACGUGUCCCUCUGGAGAUGCUGUAUGUGCAAGUCAAAUAACGGUAGAAUCCAUUGGAGCCGCUUCAACAAGCAUACAGAUGAAAACCUGUACACAGCCAAAGGAGUGUUUUAAUGGAUCUAUCAACUACGGCAUUACAAGAUCAGCAUUAACUAUGAAGUGCUGUAACACAGACCUCUGUAACAGCCGAGAUGUUUCAGAUACCAGCUCUAACACCCCCAAUGGAAAACAAUGUUACUACUGUGAAAAUGACAGUUGCUUUAAUAAAUUAAACUGCUUAGGAUCUGAAGACCACUGCAUUGAAGUAAAAGCAAAUUCGGAAUCUACGUCAGAGACUCUUAAGGGAUGUGCAUCUAAAACCCUUUGUGAUGCCGUAUCACAAAUACCUCAAUAUGGAGGCUACUCAUGCUGUCAGGGGAAUCUGUGUAACAGCGCUAAGAGCAUCACUCAGAACCUCCUCAUUCUCCUCUCAUGGCCGUUCAUCUCCUACAUCAUGUUUCACUGAAUUCAGCAGAACAUCACACUCAGCGAAUGCCAAACAUUUAUACUUUGUGGUAGGACUUAUAAAUAAUUGUGAAUAGGGAAUACUGAAGAUAUACUGUAGGCUCAUAAAUCCAACUACAGUCAGACAAACAUCAAUCAAUAUGACCUGAAUUUUCAUUGUGUUUUCUUUUAUGUUAACCCUUUCAUACAUGAAUUAUGAUGAUCUGAUUAGUUUUCAUUAGUGUUUUCAUUGU
Triplophysa dalaica is the source of this 992-nucleotide messenger RNA. RefSeq names its product lymphocyte antigen 6B-like. The record is from RefSeq and is a predicted model, not a curated record. The transcript has 5 exons. Lineage: Eukaryota; Metazoa; Chordata; Actinopteri; Cypriniformes; Nemacheilidae. The coding region runs from base 146 to 760 and encodes 204 amino acids.